Molecule: messenger RNA, 1829 nt
Organism: Chroicocephalus ridibundus (black-headed gull)
Lineage: Eukaryota; Metazoa; Chordata; Aves; Charadriiformes; Laridae
Exons: 5
Coding region: 942-1490 (182 amino acids)
Source: RefSeq, a predicted model, not a curated record
UACUACUUAAAAACUUGAGCGCAAAGCAGAAACAAUCCAUUCUGGCCAUAUUCCCUGUAAAGUAAAUGAAAGCGGCAAGACGGGAGCCUCUGAGCGGACAGCUUGGACCAAGUAUAACAGGCAGAAAAUUCCUCCAGCUAUCUGGCAGAUAAUUCCUGAACGGUAACAACAGCCAUGGAAAUGAAUAGCGGUUUAAACAGUCUGAAGGUGUAGGAACAACCCCGCCGCGUUCUUUGCCGCACCUUCGCUCCAUGCAGCAGGGGGAAAACAAGCCUCGUGUCUGGCCAUGGGUGCCGUCGGAUGUGCAUCCCUCGGAAAUCCCCCCGUGCUGCCCCGGGUGAGCAGCCGCUGACGGGGAGCUCGUGGCAUUAUUCACCCACUGUUAUCCAUGGGUGCCGGCAUCCAGCACCCCGUAUCCCCCGGGCAAGCGACGGGAGGCUCAGGAAAAUAGCCGCGUCGUUCCCUGCAGGGAACAACCCCAGAGGAGCAACAAGCGGUGCCCCCCCUUUGCAGGCGUUUGCCAGAAAGAAUAAGCACGUGCCUGAAUAGAAAGAAGAAGAAAUAAAAGAAUUCUUGGAGCUCGUCUUCGGGGUGCAGCAGGGUGAACGGCAUGUUUUAUUCAGCGAGGAGCAGCUGCACUACCUGGAGCAGAAAUUCAGCUUGUCGAGGCCUAAUCUAGUGAGGUGCUUCCAAGUACAGCUGUACUGGAGGAGUUACUACCAGGUGCGGCCCUGCAGCGACGAAGCCACCAGCCUCAGGCUCCGCCUUGGACCGCGGCCGCCCUGCGUUUCCCACGCUGCUCGGGAGGAGCUGGGAUGGAUGACGAGGAGCUGGGGUGGAUGACGAGGAGCUGGGAUGGACAACGACCAUCAACCAUCGCUCUGCCACAGCAGCACCCGGCCGUCCUUACGGUCUCUGCGGGUCCUUAAAGCCACCUGGGAAUGCUUGUUUUUCGCUCUCUGGCCACGUGGGAAGUUUAUUCCCGCAGAGGUGACUUCUCCUGCCGUGCGGAUGGAGCAUCCCAGGUGUCCCCCUGUUUGGAUAUUCCCAAACGGCGCCAGCUCCGGGGCAGCCCGGACGUGGUAAAGCUUCCGCCUGGGCUCCGCUCUCAGCAUUGCUUCUCAGCGCAGAAAGGUCUCCGUAUCCAGCGUUUGAUAGCCUCAGCCCCCGAAGGAGCCAUAAAAAGGAGCCACUUCGAUAACAACCUCGCUGGCAUCGUUCGGCGGAGCUGCGCUGAGGUUUCAGCCGUCGGGAAGCCUUCAGAGACGUGCGACGACGGGUCGGCGCUGCCCAGGCAUCCCUCCGAGGCCGGGAGCGGGGAAGAGACGCAGGUCCCUGGCUAUGGACAAAACCCACCGGGUCCCCGAGGAGCCACUCGCAGAGCCUUAAAGCUGAAAAACCUUUUUCCCCGCCACCUGGCCGUUACCCCCCCGAUCCAGGACGACAUCUCUUCUGGCCUGGAUGCUGCUGGAGGCAAAGUCUGCUGCUGAUUCCACGUGGGCAUGUCACCUGCCCUAAUGGGGCUGGGGUAAAGGCUUCCGAAACGCCACCUCCGUGGACCCAUUACAAUAAUUAUAAUGAUUGUGCAGGGUGCCAAAUGUCCUUGACGUCCACAGAGUUCAGCUCUUGAGCAACAGCCAUUAAAAUUAAUGCCUUUGGGAGGCUUUUUCCAAACAUUUCUUUGGUGGGCUCAUGCUGCUGCCGCUUCUCUCAGGUGGAUUUUCACGCUGGUAAGAACACAAUGAAAAGAGUGAAUUUAAUAGAGGAAAAACCUGCACGGAAAGCUAGUAAUGCUACAAAGCAUUGUGAUAUUCCCGCAUCUUCUGAGA